Messenger RNA from Penicillium maclennaniae, 1476 nucleotides. RefSeq names its product membrane insertase OXA1. The record is from RefSeq and is a predicted model, not a curated record. Gene Ontology annotation, cellular component: mitochondrial inner membrane. Gene Ontology annotation, molecular function: membrane insertase activity. Bases 1 to 1476 code for a protein of 491 amino acids. The transcript is spliced from 4 exons. Lineage: Eukaryota; Fungi; Ascomycota; Eurotiomycetes; Eurotiales; Aspergillaceae. Gene Ontology annotation, biological process: protein insertion into mitochondrial inner membrane from matrix; mitochondrial respiratory chain complex IV assembly.
AUGAUUGGAGCUGCUGGUCUGAAAGGGCCCGGUAUGGCUGCUGCCAUUUUUCGGCAACGGCUGACUGCGGUUCCAAAAUCCACUCGAUCCAUAUCAUCCGUUCGGUCGCUGCGCCUUCGAGUACCCGGCCAAGGAAGCCAAUUGACUUUGGCAUCUUCGGCUGCCAACUGGCGCAAAGCGUCUCUUGCUGCUGGCCCGGCCGCGAUUCGCUUCAAGUCCUCCAUGCCUGAGCCGGCACCCCCUCCCGCUCACGAGACCACCACUAGCCCAACCGGAAUUGUUGAAUCGACAGACCUGUCUGAUUUUGACCUCUCGACACUCCCGGAAAGGAUCGGAUAUCUGAAACAUGAUCUUGGUCUGGAUUAUGGCUGGGGUACCUCCGCAGCCACGCAAUGGAUGAUUGAACAUCUCCACAUCUGGGGGGGGAUUGCCUUGGUGGGCUGCCAUCGUGCCAAGAUGCACAACUUGAAGCCUGUGGUCAAUCCGCUGCGCGAAGACAUGAUGCGCGAGUUGCAAAGCGGCAACCAAGUCGUGGGUCAGCAGAAGAGGGCGGAGAUGCAGGAAAUUCAUAAGGCACAUGGCGUCAAGUGGUGGAAAACAAUGCUUCCCAUGCUACAGAUUCCCCUUGGUUUCGGUAUUUUUAGAGCCACUCGGGGCAUGACAAGCCUACCUUUACCGGGUCUCCUGGACGAGUCCUUCCUUUGGAUCAAGGACCUCACUGUGUGCGAUCCAUACUACAUUCUUCCCAUGAUGACUUCCGCUUUCAUGUAUUUUACCUUCAAGAAAGGAGGCGAGUCCGGUACGAUGGACAUUUUGAAAGGCCCGGGUAAAGCUAUUCUUUAUGUUUUGCCCGCAUUUUCUUUCGUUUUCAUGGUCUGGCAACCGGCGGCUCUGCAACUUUAUUUCGUGACUACCGGUAUCUUUGCCUUGGCUCAGUCCAGUGUAUUGCACAAACGCUGGUUCCGAGAGACCUUCAAUUUGACCAUCCCCGUUGUUACUCCGUCCGGCCCCGUGUCUUCUUCAAGGGGCCCAAGUACAGCCCUGACGCGACUUCAGGAGCGCAUUGCAGAGGAGAAACGUCUCUUGGCCGAAUCACAGAACCCGCCCCGGAAAGAUGAGGCCCCGAAAAGCUACACUAACGUUAGUGCUAUUGAUCAAUUCCUCGAUAAGUCAAAGAAGGGAUUGAGCAACUGGCAAACCGAGGCGUCUAAGUCGAUCCAGUCUAUGAAGGGUCAACCUACAACGAAUCGUGACGGCUCGCCCAUUGAGCCACCUCGUAUCACCGAGGCGCAGCGCAGAAAGGCCGAGGAAUAUGAGAGGGAGAGACAGGCGGCCGAUGCCUUCGCCCGCGAAGAGCGCAACGAAGCUCGCCGCCAAGCCCAUAUGAAGGCACUUGCCGCUGAGCGGGAGAAGGCGAAGGCUUCCUGGCAGAAGCAGCGUGAGGCCGUGGUCAACAAACAGAUUCGGCGAAAGUGA